UAGAUUCUUAGGCCUUGUCUACACUGGCAAGUUUCUGUGCAGUAAAGCAGCUUUCUGUGCUGUAACUCCCAAGGUGUACACACUGUCAAGCCACUUAGUGCGUCAAAACUGCACAGUUGCAGCGUUGUAAAAAUACCACCCUGAGGAGAGGCAUACAGCUUUCUGUGCCAGGGCUACAGCACCACAGUGCCACUGUAGACACCCUGAUCGAUUACAGCAUUGCGAUUGGCCUCCGGGAGGUAUCCCACAAUGCCUGUUCUCACCACUCUGGUCAUUGGUUUGAAUUCUACUGCCCUAUCCUCAGGUGACCAACCAUGAGCCCCACCCCUUAAAUUCCUUGGGAAUUUUGAAAGUCCCCUUCCUGUUUGCUCGGUGACGCGUGCAGUGAUCUCAGCAUAUCUUUCCAGGUGCCCAUGCCUGCUCCACACACUAGGCGAUCCCUCGCUUGGAGCAAUGCCGAGCUGCUGGACCUCAUCAGCAUUUGGGGAGAGGAGGCUGCGCAGUCCCAGCUGCGCUCUAGCCGUAGGAAUUAUACCACCUAUGGACCGAUUUCACAAUGCAUGACAGAAAGGGGCUAUGACCAGGGCACACUGCAGCGCAGGCUCAAAGUGAAGGAGCUGCAGAACACCUACCACCAGGUGCAGGAGGAAAACCGACGCUCCGGUGCUGCGCCCACGAGCUGCCGGUUCUACAAAGAGCUGGACACGAUACUCAGCAGCGACCCCACCUCCACUGCGAAGGCCGCUGUGAAUACUUCUGUGGCUCACAUGCCAGUCAAGAGUGGACCAAGCCAGGGGGAGGAAAUCUUGGACAAGGAUGUGGAGGGGGAUCCAGAGGAUGACUUGGAGGUCAGAGAUGCAUGCAGCCAGGAGCUCUUCUCUACUCCAGAGGAGGCUGGCCAGUCAAAGCUGUCGGCGCUUGAUGAAGCACAAACAGGAGAGGAGGCCCCUGAUAUGACCUUGGGAACCCAGCCUCCAUCUUUGUUGUUGCCAGCUGUACAUCUGCGCAGAAUUAGAAAGCGCCCACGAAGAACUAAAAAGGACUUUCUGUUGAUGUUAUGAUGCACUCCACAGUCGAAAAAUAAGAACUGAAAGAGUGGUGGGACAGCGAGAAGAGGGACCGAAAGGAGAAUGCAGCACACCAGAAUGAAGCCACGGAGUGGCUCUUACACAUUAUGAAGAGCCAAGUGGACACACUCCAAGCGCUACUAGCACUGCAAAUCAAGCAGCUCCGCGCCUGCCCUCCUCUGCAGCCACUGUUGAAAAACUUUUUCCCCUCCGCCCUCCAGACACCGCCAACACACUCUUAUCAACCUCCUGGCUCCAGUCUGUACCUGCUGCAUUCCACUCCUGCCCCAUCAUAGUCCAGCCCUGUGGACUCCCAGUACUCACUGCACUCAACACCUGUCCCUCCGCAGUUUAGCCCUGCUGAAGUACAGUACCCGCUGCACUGUACUCCAAAAGACAAGGUUGCAUAUGAUACCUGGACAUACACAAAU
This is a messenger RNA of Dermochelys coriacea (leatherback sea turtle), 1498 nucleotides long. RefSeq names its product zinc finger and SCAN domain-containing protein 29-like. The record is from RefSeq and is a predicted model, not a curated record. The coding region runs from base 414 to 1061 and encodes 215 amino acids. The transcript has 2 exons. NCBI's taxonomy places the organism in Eukaryota, Metazoa, Chordata, Testudines, Dermochelyidae.